AUGGCGGACUAUCACUUUGGCGGCUCUGAUGAAGAGAAUGCGGAGCUGCGAAAGCUCGAGGCUGAGCUGAGCGAUGACCCUGACAACUUUGAAACCUGGGAGAAGCUCGUGCGCACAGCGGAGGCCCUCGAAGGCGGCCUCAACCGCAACUCCAACCCCCAGGCUAUCACUACCGCCCGUCAUGCCUACGAUCGAUUCCUCGCUAAGUUCCCGCUUCUUUUCGGAUACUGGAAGAAGUAUGCCGACAUGGAGUUCUCCAUCACAGGAACGGAAGCCGCAGAAAUGGUCUAUGAAAGAGGUGUUGCUAGCAUUUCAUCAUCAGUCGACCUAUGGACCAACUACUGUGGUUUCAAGGCUGAGACUUCUCACGAUUCAGACAUCAUUCGAGAUCUUUUCGAACGUGGUGCGAACAGCGUAGGCCUUGACUUCCUAGCUCAUCCAUUCUGGGACAAAUAUAUCGAGUUUGAGGAACGUGUGGAAGCGCAAGACAAGAUCUUCGGUAUCCUGAGUCGCAUUAUCCACAUUCCUAUGCACCAGUAUGCACGAUACUUUGAGCGCUACCGACAGCUUGCCCAGAACCAGCCCUUGUCUGAGUUGGCAUCUGCCGAUAUUUUAUCCCAGUUCCGUGCCGAGUUAGAGGCUGCAUCAUCUGAUGUUCCCCCAGGAGCAAAGGCUGAGGCUGAGAUUGAUCGUGAUCUGCGACUGCGUGUUGACAACUACCAUUUGGAGGUGUUCUCCAAGACCCAGACUGAAACCACCAAGCGCUGGACCUACGAGUCAGAAAUCAAACGUCCAUACUUCCAUGUGACUGAGUUGGAUGAGGGCCAGCUGACAAACUGGAAGAAGUACUUGGAUUUCGAAGAAGCCGAAGGCACGUAUUCCCGCAUCCAAUUCCUGUACGAGCGCUGCCUCGUGACAUGUGCUCAUUACGAUGAAUUUUGGCUCCGCUAUGCCCGCUGGAUGACCGCCCAGUCAGGCAAGGAAGAGGAGGCUCGCAUCAUCUACCAGCGAGCUAGCUGUCUUUACGUGCCAAUUGCCAACCCAGCUAUUCGAUUGCAGUAUGCCUACUUUGAAGAGAUGUCCGGCCGCACUGACAUUGCUAAGGAUAUCCACCAUUCUAUCCUAUUCUACUUGCCAAGUCACGUUGAAACCAUCAUCUCUUUGGCUAAUAUGUCUCGCCGACACGGUGGUUUAGAUGCAGCUAUUGAGAUCUACACGACUCAGCUGGACUCCCCUCAGGUAGAAAUGGCAACCAAGGCUGCCCUUGUUGCUGAAUGGGCUCGCCUUCUGUGGAAGAUUAAGGGUGCUCCUGAUGACGCUCGCAAGGUUUUCCAAGGCAACCAGCAGUAUUACCUUGAUAGUCGCCCCUUCUGGAACAGUUAUCUCAUGUUCGAGAUUGAGCAACCCACUAGCGCUGAGACCGAGGCCGUUCAAUAUGAGCGUAUCAAGAAAGUAGUGUCUGAUUUGCGAUCCAAGAGCACACUUUUCCCGGAGACAGUCAAGGAUUUGGUGCAAAUUUACAUGACAUACCUCCUAGAACGCGGUACUAAAGAUACUGCCAAGGAGUAUAUGACUCUGGAUCGAGAGAUUCAUGGUCCACCUUCCGUUGCUGCUCCUCGAACUGGUGGCUCUGUUGCCGUGGAAUCUACUUCCGAUGCCCAAACUCAUGCCUCCCCUACCUUGCCCCAGUUUUCCUCUGACCAGAUAGCUGCAGGACAUCUGCAGCCCCAGGACUACCAUCAAACAGAGCCUGCGAACGGUACCGCCGUUGCCUAA
Molecule: messenger RNA, 1776 nt
Organism: Penicillium malachiteum
Lineage: Eukaryota; Fungi; Ascomycota; Eurotiomycetes; Eurotiales; Aspergillaceae
Product: putative mRNA splicing protein (Prp39)
Exons: 4
Coding region: 1-1776 (591 amino acids)
Biological process (GO): mRNA 5'-splice site recognition; RNA processing
Cellular component (GO): commitment complex; U1 snRNP; U2-type prespliceosome
Molecular function (GO): protein binding
Source: RefSeq, a predicted model, not a curated record